Messenger RNA from Zerene cesonia (dogface butterfly), 1544 nucleotides. RefSeq names its product cystathionine beta-synthase-like. The transcript is spliced from 10 exons. The record is from RefSeq and is a predicted model, not a curated record. Gene Ontology annotation, cellular component: cytoplasm. NCBI's taxonomy places the organism in Eukaryota, Metazoa, Arthropoda, Insecta, Lepidoptera, Pieridae. The coding region runs from base 1 to 1491 and encodes 496 amino acids. Gene Ontology annotation, molecular function: cystathionine beta-synthase activity; cysteine synthase activity.
AUGUUCAAUUUAAUUGACGCUAGACACAAGUUAUCUUGCAUUCCAAACGAAGCAGCUCAUUGUAAACCAUGGGGAAAUAGCAAAAUUCAUAAUUCCAUAUUAGAAUUUGUGGGAAAUACACCGCUAGUAAAGUUAAAUAAAAUACCUCAAGAGUAUGGAUUGGAUUGUGAAAUCUACGCUAAAUGUGAAUAUAUGAAUCCGGGUGGAUCUAUUAAGGAUCGCAUUGCUCUUGCCAUGGUCAAAGAUGCGGAAAAGGGUGGAAAUAUUUCGAAAAAUACGAUAUUCGUAGAGCCGACUUCUGGUAACACUGGCAUCGGUGUUGCGUUUGAUGCUGCCCUUAUGGGAAAUAAGAGUAUAAUUAUUACCGGCCAGAAAAAUUCAGAUGAGAAAGUCAGAACCAUGCAUUUAUUAGGGGCGGAAGUUAUUCAAACAAAUUUAUCCUCUGUUGAUAUCGCAAGAAAAAUACAUGACGAGGAUCCCGAAAAUGUAGUUAUACUCAAUCAGUUCGAGAAUCCUGUGAAUCCAAAGAUACACUAUGAAACUACCGCUGAAGAAAUAUUGCAUUCUUUGGGCCAAUUAGAUAUGGUUGUCUUGGGAACUGGUACUGGAGGGACCAUGUCUGGCGUUGGACACAAAUUAAAAGAGCGUCUAGCAAACUGCCACAUCGUAGUAGCCGAACCAGAUGGAUCUACUAUAUUUAAUGUCCACGGAAAGAGUCAUCCAUUUCUGGUUGAAGGGAUUGGAGGAUCUGAAAUUCCUAUCGUUUUAGACAAAUCGGUAGCCGAUUCAUUCGAAGUUGUAACGGAUGAAGAGUCAUUUCUAAUGGCUAGAAAAUUAUGUCAGAAGGAAGGACUACUAUGUGGAGGCAGCAGUGGCGCAGCUAUGGCAGCCGCUGUAAAAGCUGCAAAAAAGAUGAAACUCGAUAAAACAAAACGUGUCGUUGUAAUUUUACCAGAUGGUAUCCGCAAUUAUAUGACUAAAUUCGUUAGUAAUCAGUGGAUGGAAGCCCAUCUUUUCAUGGAUCCACCUGAGCAUACAAUGAGGUGGUGGAAACAUCCAAUUACAAAAAUUAACCCAAACCACAAAUAUCCCAAAAUUGACACUGAGUAUACGUGUCGUGAGGCUAUAGAAGAAAUGGGAAAAGAGAAUAUCGCUAUCGUAGUAAAUGACGAAGGACAUUUUGUAGGUGCAGUUUCAAAAGACAGUUUUCGAAAUUACGCGACUAAUCCAACAAAGCUUCCAGGACAAGAUUCUGAAGAUUUCGAUUUUGAUGCCAAAGUCACUGAAUAUUUGGUGAAACAUUGCUAUACUCUAGCAAAAAAUGGAAAAAAAGGAAUGCCUACUGUGGGGUUGUUGUCGAGAAUAUUAGAUAUCACUGAUUUUGUGGUCAUCGGAAGAAAUAUUAUUAAAAAUGACCAAGAACAUUUUAUACCGGAAAGUGUUAGCACUGCAGAUGACGUUCUUAUGUACAUCAAGGAUCAUCAAAAAUAAGCAACUUGCAAAGUUUUUAUACACGGAUACUACAAACCUUGUCAUAUAUAAUU